Callithrix jacchus (white-tufted-ear marmoset) is the source of this 4773-nucleotide messenger RNA. The record is from RefSeq and is a predicted model, not a curated record. Lineage: Eukaryota; Metazoa; Chordata; Mammalia; Primates; Cebidae.
GGGUGAGCGACCCCCGGCCCCGGCGCACGGCCUUUGCGGGACCCCUGGGAGCUCCUGGUCCCCGGCCCGCUCUUGCACCUCUUUCGGGUCCUGCUACCAUCCUGCCCCUCGCCGCUCCCGCCCCUCCCUCUCUACCGGGUGGAGCCCCCUGAGCUGCCGGCGGACCUGCAGCACUGGAUCUCCUACAACGAGGCCAGCAGCCAGCUGCUCCGAAUGGAGAGUGGGCUCAGUGAUGUCACCAAAGACCAGUGAUUGCCACCUUCACACCCUGCCUGCCCCAGCCAUCAUCCUGGGUCUGGGGGCUGUGCAGAGAUGGCAGGCUGGGCUGCCCUCUUCCAGCUGGAGGGGCCUCUUGACCAGCCUGACCCACCCCCCUUCACCUGCAGGGCCCCCCAGUUAUUGACACCCCUCUGCUGGGCUCCAGGCUAGGCAGAGGGAGGGAGUGGCAUUAGCAGUCUGACCCAGCUCUGACCUCAAGGUGAGGAUGGAUGGGCAAAAGGGAGCCCCGCCCUGCCCCACAGUGCAGCCAUUCAUGGGCCUACGUAGGGAAGGAUGGUGCCUGGAGCAGAGGGACCCACAAGUGCCUCCUGCACUGCUGCAAGGGGCAAGGCAGGGCUAGGCCAGAGCGUCCUGGGUACACGGGGCCUGGCGUGCUUCAGGUGUAGCAGGCACUCCUGAAGGCUCAGAGGAACAUGCUAAACACAGAGGGCAGAGUAGGUAAGGAGACGCCUGCCGGGCAGGCCACGAACAGGUGGCUCUAAGGGGGUGCCUGCCAGGCAGCCCCCUCUGGCUUCUGCUGAGGUGGAUGCAGGCCUGGGGCAGAGCCUGGAUGGUCAGAGGCUGGAUCUGGAGGUGGAAGGAAGGGAGGCAUUUGCCGGCAGAGGACAGGGCACCUGGAUCCCUGUUGCAGUCGGGCUUGCCUCCUCCUCCCCAGGCAGGCUGGGCGGGAGGGUAGCCUUGUGGCCAGGAGGGACCAGACCAGGUAGCACAGGGGUUUCUGGAGAGGCAGCAGGCUUCCUGCUGGGGCGCCCUUGGAGAGAACGGAGCAGGUGUCGGACUCUGUGGGGUACCCUUGGCCACUCGCACCCCUCGGUGCCCACCAGGGCCAUGCUCUGUGACCUUGGGCUGGUCCUUGCCCUCUCUGGGCCUAUAGCACCACAGGCCUCUGCACCCCCUUAGAGCCACCUGUUCGUGGCCUGCCCGGCAGGCGUCUCCUUACCUACUCUGCCCUCUGUGUUUAUCAUGUUCCUCUUCAGCUGCUGGGCCGGCCCUGCCUUGCAAUAGCACAGCCUUUCCUGGCAGCUUCUCAGUCCUCCCUGAUGGAGACAUCAGGCUGCCAGGAUGCUGGUCAGGGCCACCCACUCCUGCCUAAUGCCUCAUGGGAAAGCUGGGGAAACUGAGGCCUGGAAUGGCCCAGAGUCACUGAGGCAAAGUUGUGGCUGCCCCAGACUGAGGCUCCACUGAUGCCCUCAGAUUCCAGGGAGAGGGUACCCUAUCUAGCCAGGUGCAGGGGUCACUGCUUGUCUGCUCAGGGCUGUGUGCCCGCCCGCCUGUGCCCCUGCACACUGGGAACUGCCUCCUUGCUGCCGCCUCCAGGAAGCCCACCUUGAGCCAGAGCCAGGAGGUGCAGCGCUGGGCCUGAUGGAACCCUCCCUACCCCCACCACUUCUGUUCUUAGAGCCAUCAUGGGAAAGCUGCAGUCUUUCUGUUGUAUUUAAAGAAAGCCCAACAUUAAAGGGUUUUCCUUGCAAGUAUGCUGGGGACGUCCUUGUUUCCAAGCCCUCACCACCACUGCCAUCCAGCCAGGGGCUGAGAUGGGACCAGGGAAGCUGGGGCCCAUUCCCAGGAUGGGUUUUCUGGCAUGGAGGGCUAUCUAGGCUGGUGGGGCUCCCAUGAAUGGAGGGAUCAGGCUGGCCGGGCAUGACUUGUCCCUAUCCCUCAGGGCAUAGGACUGAAGCCAAGAAGGUGCUGUGCAAAGUCCCCUGGGGAGCCCACCCUGCCCUGGGGAGCCCUCCCUGCCCUGGGGAGCCUUCUCUGCCCUGGGGAGCCCUCCCUGCCCUGGGGAGCCUUCUCUGUUCUGGGGAGCCCUCCCUGCCCUGGGGAGCCUUCUCUGCUCUGGGGAGCCCUCCCUGCCCUGGGGAGCCUUCUCUGCUCUGGGGAGCCCUCCCUGCCCUGGGGAGCCCUCCCUGCCCUGGGGAGCCCUCCCUGCCCUGGGGAGCCUUCUCUGCUCUGGGGAGCCUUCUCUGCUCUGGGGAGCCCUCCCUGCUCUGGGGAGCCCUCCCUGCCCUGGGGAGCCUUCUCUGCCCUGGGGAGCCCUCCCUGCCCUGGGGAGCCUUCUCUGCUCUGGGGAGCCUUCCCUGCCCUGGGGAGCCUUCUCUGCUCUGGGGAGCCCUCCCUGCCCUGGGGAGCCCUUCCUGCCCUGGUGAGGUCUUCCUCCUGGUUCCCAGCCUUUUGAGGCUUACAGCUCCAUCCACAGAUACCAGCCCCAGGUUCCCAGUCUCCCUCCUUCAGGGGUUGCCCUGGGAGGUCAUGCCCCAGACUCUGGGUCUGGGCCACCAGGCUUCCAGAGCCUUGGGCAGGGUGCAGGUAGCUGUAGGGGGCAGAGGUCCAUGGACUUUGGUGGGUGGAUGGGAAGCAGAGAGAGCACAGGGACUGUUGUGCAGUCCCUUCGAAAGAGGUGGGGGAAGUGGGACCCUCCGGGACAUAAAGGUGAGUCAGGUGGGGUGUGGCCACUUCCAUGCUCUCACCACCUUCCCAGGAGAUUCCAAAAGGCUCCAAGGGCCAGGGAAGGAUUGGGCGGCUGGAAACUGACGAAACAGGCAUUUAGUGAUGGGGCAGUGGGGCUGGAGAGGGGAAGCCACCUUUCUUAGCAAGUCUGGGGUCUGCAGCCAGGACGGUUGGCCAGAAGCCUCUGCUGUUUAUGGGGGGUGGCUCUUGGGGAGGUGGCUCUUGGGAUCUCCAUGGGUGUCUGAGCUGAGUGUUGCCAGACAAGCCUCCCAGUGGGGUCGCAGAGGAAGCUGCAGGCAUGCCGUCCAGCCAGUGGUCCUGAGCAGCUGCCUGAGCAGUGGAGCAGGGCAGGGGCUGCAGGACAGGGUGCCUGGGCCUUGGGUGGCACCAUGUGACGAUGCCACUGCUGUCCCUGGCUCAGCAGCUGUCCUUGGUCAUGGAAGGUAUGUCGGCCUGGAUGGGGAGUUGGGCUCAAUGACUGGACUAGGGAUGAGUGUAUCCAAUGUGUAUCCAAUGUGCAUGUGUGUGCCUGUGUGCAUAUGCAUGUGUGUGUGCAUAAUGUAUGUGUGUGCCUGUGUGUGUUCGUGUGUGUGCACAUGCAUGUGUGCCCCUCUGCGUUCGUGUGUGUGCAUAUGCAUGUGGGCCUAUAUGUGUUGGUGUGUGUGCGCAUAUGCAUGUGCGUGCCUGUGUGCAUAUGCAUGUGUGUGCAUAAUGUAUGUGUGUGUUCGUGUGUGUGCACAUGCAUGUGUGCGCCUCUGCGUUCAUGUGUGUGCAUAUGCAUGUGUGCCUAUAUGUGUUGGUGUGUGUGUGCAUAUGCAUGUGCGUGCCUGUGUGCAUAAUGUAUGUGUGCCUGUGUUCAUGUGUGUGCAUUCGUGUAUAUGUGCACAUAUACAUGUGCGUGCCUGUGUGUGUUCGUGUUUGUGUGCGUGUACAUGCCUGUGUGUGCACGUGUGUGUUUGUGUGUGCAUAUGCAUGUGUGCCUGUGUGUGCACAUGCCUGUGUGUGUGCAUUUGUGUAUGUGCGUGUCUGCGUUCAUGUGUGUGCACAUGUGUGUGCCUGUGGGUUUGUGUGCAUAUGCAUGUGUGCGUUUGUGUGCACAUGCCUGUGUGUGCAUUUAUGUAUGUGCGUGCCUGUGUGCGUUCAUGUAUGUGCACAUAUGCCUGUGUAUAUGUAUGCAUUUGCCUGUGUGCGUUCCUAUGUGUGCACAUAUGCCUCUGUGUGUGUGCAUUUGUUUGUGGAUAUGUAUGUGUGUGCCUGUGUGCGUUUGUGUGUGCAUAUACAUGUGUGCCUGUGUGCGUUCGUGUGUGUGCAUAUACAUGUGUGCAUUUGUGUGCAUAUGUGCGUGCCUGUGUGCAUUCGUGUGUGUGCGCAUAUGCCUGUGUGUGCCUGUGUGCAUUUGUGUGUGCAUAUGUAUGUGUGUGCCUGUGCGCAUUUGUGUGUGCAUAUAUGCGUGCCUGUGCACGUGCGUGUGUGUGUGUGCGCGCGCAUGCACAAGCAACGGGCUAGCGUCAAGGUGGUUGAAUGGGCAGCACCCUCAGGCCUCUGCGGCUUCUCUCUCCAUGCGGCAGCUGAGCACCGUGGGCUGUCAUAGGCCGGCUGGGAGGAAUGUUUGAGCCAGCAGGGCCCUCUCUUGGUCUUGUCUUUGGAGGACGGGUUGACCACAGGAUGGAGAAGGGCCUUUGCUCACUGCGGUGGCGCUGAUUCCUGCCAGCAGGACUGGCCCGGGUCAGGGAAUGGGUAGCUGGGAUUGGAAGCGAAGCAGUGCCUUGUCCUGGCAGGGAUGCUGGAGCCCUCUGCUCCUGUGGGCCUCCCACCUCGGAGAAGUUAGGGCAGCAACUGCUUCCACCCCAGCAUCCUUCCCCCAGGGCCAACAGUGGCAGAAUUUCUGCCCCAGGCACCCCCUAACCGCAGAGGUGUCUGCACAGUGUCCAGGAGGCCCUUGGCUGGGGGAGGUAAUUGGCGCUGCGGGGCCCUCGCCAGCCGGGUGACUGGGGGCAUACAAGGGACUGGGCAGGGCAGAGGGAAAUAAAUUAAGGUCGAGAUUCA